This is a messenger RNA of Chaetura pelagica (chimney swift), 1218 nucleotides long. It is a transcript of the gene TMEM255A, whose product is annotated as transmembrane protein 255A. The transcript has 9 exons. Lineage: Eukaryota; Metazoa; Chordata; Aves; Apodiformes; Apodidae. The record is from RefSeq and is a predicted model, not a curated record. The coding region runs from base 1 to 1008 and encodes 335 amino acids.
AUGGGGAGGAUGGCGACACCGAGAGGUGCCAGGGAGGUGUCUGGGGCAGGACGGAGCGGCCUGGAGCAGCGCAGGUGGGAGCUGCUGGGCCUCACAGGGUCGUUCAAUAGAAGAAAAAGAAAUUCCCUCUACGUAACUGUGACUCUCCUCAUUGUGUCAGUAUUAAUUCUAACGGUGGGCCUAGCUGCUACAACAAGAACCCAAAAUGUGACUGUUGGAGGUUAUUACCCAGGGGUUAUUCUUGGUUUUGGGUCGUUUCUUGGAAUAAUUGGAUCAAACUUGAUAGAAAACAAAAGGCAAAUGCUGGUUGCAUCGAUCGUCUUCAUCAGCUUCGGUGUCAUUGCUGCCUUCUGCUGUGCCAUAGUAGAUGGUGUCUUUGCUGCCAGACACAUAGACUUGAGGCCACUGUACGCGGGGCGAUGUCAGUACUACUCCAAGAGUGCAACCCCACCAGAGGCAAUCUGCCACCCCCAGCGCCGUGCACCCUGCACGCCAAAAAUAAAAACCAACACCUGCUUCUGCUGUGACCUGUACAACUGUGGAAAAGUAGAGAUUUCUGGAGGCUACUAUGAAUACAUUGAUGUCAGCAGCUGCCAGGACAUCAUCCACCUUUACCACCUGCUUUGGUCGGCAACGAUUCUGAACAUAGUGGGGCUAUUCCUUGGGAUCAUUACAGCAGCAAUACUUGGAGGCUUCAAAGACAUGACUCCUUCCCUCCCAACGCUGAACUGUACAGUUGAAAAUGCACAUCCUUCUGUGUCCUACUACUCAAGGCCACAAGUGACAUCUUACAACACCUACUACCACAGCACUCCUCACCUGCCUCCCUACUCUGCCUAUGACUUUCAGCAUUCCAGCGUGUUUCCAGCCUCCACUCCUUCUGGCCUCUCCGAUGACCCCCAGUCAGUGUCACCAUCUCCCAGCUAUAUGUGGUCCUCGAAUGCACCACCACGUUACUCACCACCGUAUUUUCCACCUUUUGAGAAGCCACCACCUUAUACACCAUGAAGAAUGUGGAAAAGAAGAAAAAUGUAUUUGCCAUUGAAACAAUCAUGAACAUUUUGUAUUUAUAUUUUACUGUGGGAGGGAGCAGGAGGAUAGAUACAGACAGUAAUUGCAAAUACAGAUGUUAGGGUGGACUGUUCUUUCUUGUGAGACUUAUUUCAGAGCUUGAGCAGCAGGGUAUGAGGAAGGGAACAUGCUGCUGAUGUUUUGCAG